Pleuronectes platessa (European plaice) is the source of this 3454-nucleotide messenger RNA. RefSeq names its product discs, large (Drosophila) homolog-associated protein 2a (gene dlgap2a). The record is from RefSeq and is a predicted model, not a curated record. The coding region runs from base 416 to 3454 and encodes 1012 amino acids. The transcript has 12 exons. Gene Ontology annotation, biological process: signaling. NCBI's taxonomy places the organism in Eukaryota, Metazoa, Chordata, Actinopteri, Pleuronectiformes, Pleuronectidae. Gene Ontology annotation, cellular component: glutamatergic synapse; postsynaptic specialization. Gene Ontology annotation, molecular function: molecular adaptor activity.
CUGCAGUGGAUGGUCCUCACCGUGCGCUCACAACUCGUCUCCGUGGAGGAGAUCUGAGCAUCUCACUGUCGUUUUCCCACCCUCCUGCUUCCCCCCCCUGUUCUGCCCCUCGUUCCUUUGCCACCGUACCAUCAGCGGGGUCUGGAUAAAUGUGAGGGGAAAAGUCAUAGGAUAGACGAGGGAGAAAGGGAAAGAGCUCAGGAAGUGUUGAAUCCAACAUCUCCUGCACACAUGACUGUGUGAUGCUCCACUGUCUCCGGGUGACAGAGAUGCUCGUGCUCUUAGAUGCCUCCUGCGUUUAGACUCUGUUCCAGAAUCACAGUGCACACUGUGUGGUGAACCAGAAGACCAGCAGUAUUCAUGGUCGCCCUCACAUUACUUCGAUGAGGACAGCUACUCCUCUCCACCCAGGAACAUGAAGGGUCUCUCUGGUGGCCGCCCUGCCCAGCUGCAGCUCACCUCUCCCAUCUCAGCUCACACCUGUGGCCUGGCCGAGUGCGACCAUUCCCUGGACCACCACCUUUAUCAUGGUGACUCAAGGUCACCCUCCUACCUCCUUAGCCCCACUGAGAGCUGCCCCCUUGAUGGUCACCACCGCUGCUCCCCGCGAAGCUCCAUCCACUCUGAGUGCAUGGUGAUGCCCGUGUCCAUGUCAGCCACUGACCACUCCAUCGCUAGUAGCACUUUCCCCCGCAUGCACUACGGCAGUGCUUCACGGGACAACGGUGGAAACACGUCUGGUGGCAGGGACUCCCGAGAUGACUGUGGCUCCUCCUCACACGGCGGCAGUGGCAAGAUGAACCGAAUCCCAGCAAACCUCAUGGACCAAUUUGAAAAGCAGAUGCCGCUGCAACGGGAUGGCUUCCACACAUUGCAAUACCAACGCACCUCCACCACAACCACGACCACAGAGCAGCGCAAUGAAAGUCCCGGGCGAAUACGCCACUUAGUUCACUCGGUACAGAAGCUUUUCACAAAGUCGCACUCUCUAGAAGGAUCUUCCAAGAUGAAUGGCACCAAAGGCGACUCGCACCGGGAAGGCUCACACCACCACCAUAACCACCACCAGGGCCACCACAAACACAGCAAACGCAGCAAGAGCAAAGACCGUAAAUCUGAUGGUGGUGGCAAGCAACGCUCUGGAGGAUGGUGGAGCUCGGACGACAACCUGGAUAGCGACAGCACAUACAGGACGCCAAGCAUCAUGUCGCGACAUCCCGUAGAACACAUCAGCCACUGUUACCCUGACUCCAUGCACAGCCACCUGGCAGGAGACCUGUCGCUAAAACCCUCCAAGAGCAACAACGACGUCAAGUGCUCGGCCUGCGAGAGCAUAAGCAUGGCACCAGAGGGCAAAUUCAUGAAGAGGAGCUCCUGGUCAACACUAACGGUCAGCCAGGCCAAGGAGGCCUACAGGAAGUCCUCACUCAACCUGGAGAAGCCCAUGACACCAAUUGACCUCAAGCCCAACAUCAGGCCCUGUCACUAUCUACAGGUCCCCCAGGAUGAGUGGGCGGGUUACCCUGGCGGCGGGAAGGAUGACGAGAUCCCCUGUCGUCGGAUGCGGAGCAGCAGCUACGUUAAAGCCAUGGGGGACGAGGAGAGCGGCGAGUCGGAUUCCAGCCCCAAGACUUCGCCUCAGAAGCUGGUGCGGCCAGACGCCCUGGUCAAGGCCAUCAUCAGGCCCAGGGAACUGCUGGAUUCACAGAGUCAGAGCUACCACAUGCAAGCCGCCAGGGACAUGCACCCCGGCAUUGCCCUGGAUCCCUCAGCCAACUACAACUCGCCCAAGUUCCGCUCUAGGAACCAGAGCUACAUGCGGGCUGUCAGCACCCUCAGUCAGGCUAGCUGCGUUAGCCAAGUGAGUGAAACAGAAAUAAAUGGCCAGUUUGAGUCGGUGUGCGAGUCAGUGUUCAGUGAGGUGGAAUCCCAGGCAAUGGAGGCCUUGGACCUCCCCGGCUGCUUCCGCACCCGCAGUCACAGCUACCUGCGAGCCAUCCAGGCCGGCUUCUCCCAGGACGAUGACUGCAUCCCCCCCAUGGCCUCGACUGUCACCUCCACCAUCAGAGCCACCACAGCCAUCACCUACACACCCAACUAUAAGAAGACCCCCCCUCCGGUCCCCCCGCGCACCACCUCCAAACCCCUCAUCUCCAUCACAGCCCAGAGCAGCACCGAGUCCACCCAGGACGCGUAUCACGAUGGGAGGCACCCUCACGGUGGGAUGUGGGCCCCCGACGGUCUCAGCCUGGGGCUUGGUCCAGGUCGGGGACUCUACAACUCCACCGACAGCCUGGACAGCGCUAAAGCCGUGACCAUAGCCAUGGAGGCAGCCGGGGUCAUGGCGGGAAAGAGACACCCGUCCACAGACAGCCACAGCUCGGUGCUCACCUGUGACAAGGCCAUCCUGGUGUCCAAGGCCGAGGAGUACCUGAAGACACCUCGAUCGUCUAUAGGGAUACAGGUGGAAGCAGCCACCGACUCCGAAUCGGAAAGCAAAAGCUCACCGGAGUACCACUCUGUCGGGAUCCAGGUAGAAGAUGAUAAGAAAGGACAGGGCAGGUUCAAGCGCUCCAACAGUGUGACUGCAGCUGUGCAGGCUGACAUGGAGCUGGAGUGCUUCCCCACCAUGGAGGACAAAGGCCUGCAGUUCGGCGGUGGCUUCCAGCGCCACUCGGAGCCCAGCACCCCCACGCAGUACGGGGCGGUGCGAACCGUACGCACCCAGGGACUCUUCAGUUACCGCGAGGACUACCGUACCCCCACUGAACCCCCCAGCCCCAGGGAGACGACCAGCGAGGCCACAUGGCAGCUGGAGCCCCCCUCCCAGCGGGAGAGCGCAGUCUCAUCAGUGGAGUCGGGCAGGGCGUCCCCGUCCCUGCGGAGGGACGGAAGCUGGUUCAUGCAACUGCUUCACACGGAGACCAAGAGGAUAGAGGGCUGGUGUAAAGAGAUGGAGGCCGAGGCUGAAGAGAACGACCUGUCAGAGGACAUCCUAGGGAAGAUCCGAAGUGCAGUGGGAAGCGCUCAGCUGCUCAUGUCUCAGAAAUUCCAGCAGUUCUAUUGGCUGUGUCAGCAAAACCUGGACCCCAGUGCCAUGCCGCGGCCCACCUCUCAGGACCUGGCCGGCUUCUGGGACCUGCUGCAGCUCUCCGUCGACGACGUCACCAUGAAGUUUGACCAGCUGCAGCACAUCAAGAACAACAACUGGAGGCCUGGCGACAGCCCGGAGAAGAAGGUGAGGAGCCUCCCCGCUCCACUACCAAAGAAGACAGUUCGACAGAGGAGUUUGGUGACAAGGGAGAAAUCCUUGGACCUCCCAGACAGGCACCGACAGGAAGCCCGGCGGCGGCUCAUGGCGGCCAAGCGGGCGGCCUCCUUCCGGCAGAACUCGGCCUCGGAGCGAGCGGACAGCAUCGAGAUCUAUAUUCCCGAGGCUCAGACUAGACUUUGA